Messenger RNA from Xylaria bambusicola, 940 nucleotides. RefSeq lists its product as uncharacterized. The record is from RefSeq and is a predicted model, not a curated record. The coding region runs from base 327 to 617 and encodes 96 amino acids. The transcript has 2 exons. Lineage: Eukaryota; Fungi; Ascomycota; Sordariomycetes; Xylariales; Xylariaceae.
CUGAGCCCUCUUCCCUUUUUUCCCUUUUUCCCUUUUCCUCUUUCAACGAUACCCAAGUCCCUACCUACCUUGGCAGAAUCCUCAUCGGGUAUCUAUUAGUGUGGCUGUUGCUAUUAACCAACCCUGCUUCCUAUUCCACCUAGUUCGUUCCACCCCCAGCCUUCUUGAAUUGCUUCAUUCCUCGAGACAGCCCACAUCCUACCUUCUGCGCAUCGCGAUUCGCACUCCAGAGCGCCAAGAUAUCGACCACGGCUGGACUAUCGCACCUAAAUCCCACUUCCAUUGGCACUUGUCGACGAGAUACAAUCUGAAAGAUCAUUGCAGCUAUGGCCAAAUCGACCCUUAGUCAGAUCAUCCCUCUGGUAAUCCUACUCCUCGUCGUGGCCGGCAUCGGCUUCGUGCUAUACCAGGUCUAUGUCGGCGCCACCAAGAUCCGCGAGAACGCCGAGAACAGCUUCGCCUCGCGCAAUGUCGUCUUCACCAAAGAUGGCGUCAAGGUCGGCGUUAAGCACGUCGAGAACGAGCGCUACGUCGACGCUACGCAGUCAUGGGUCGUAAAGGCAUGGAACGCCGGUUCUACCGCGAAUAGCAAGCAGGCCGCCGCGAAGAGGAGGUGAGGACGAACGAUACCCAGGAUGCUGCUGCGCUGUGAGGAAACAAACCAGGGGAGGGUGGUAAAAUGCGAAGAUCUAAUCGCUCGAAGCGGUUGGCAACCUAAGCUUCCAACCCCAUUUGAAUCAAUUUAGCCUUCGUGAAGCAUACCAUUCGAUCCACCAAUCCUAGAGCCCGUUAUGGCUUUAAGUAACCAUUUCUUUCGUUCAUGUUCAUAUACUAGGGAAAUAAGAGCAGGCAUCGAUGGAACUCGUUGCCUAUACAUUAUGGGAGUGGUCAACCUUCAGGGCGGGAUCUGUGGUCACAGGCGUUGAAUAGGUUUCUUGGA